UCCUGACCGCCUAUGAAGGCAGCAGUGGAGCCUCACGUUCCACACUUCCUUCCUCCGAGCUGAGCAGUUCACUGGUGGUGCAGCCAUUUUGACUCUGAACCGUAGCGCUGGAGAGAAACUGUCUGGAAAAGGUGUAAAUCCAGAAGAGAGUGAUGUGGGACCAGGGAGGACAACCCUGGCCGCAGUGGCCCCUGAGCCAGCAGCAGUGGAUGCAGUCUUUCCAGCACACGCAAGAUCCAGGUCAAGUGGACUGGGCUGCCCUGGCACAAGCAUGGAUAGCACAGAAGGAGACGACAGGACCAGAGCAGCCCAACAUUCAGCCCAAUGGCCAGGACAUCCCAGGCCUUGAACCAGUUGGGCCGGGCAACCAUGGGGCCUUCCCUGGCGACCCGGCAUUUGGCAGAAUGUGGCAGCCAGAAUGGGCAAUGCAUGGCCAGCCCCCUCCUCCUCCACCCCCUGAACAGGCCUGGAUCCCCCCUGGCUCAGGGCCGAUGGAUGUGGUGAACCCCAGCGAGGACAGCAACAGCCAGGACAGCGUGGAGUUCAACUCUGAGGCCCACCACGGGGUUUACCCCCAGAACAGCCAUGGGUAUGGGGCACAGCCCGACAGCUACGCCAUGGCCCCCAUGGCCAUGAACCAGUUUGAUUAUCAGCAUGGCGCCGCCUCAUCCUUCGCCCCCGCACCCACCAACUUCCACUCCCCAUACUGGCAGGGUCCUCCUCAGAACAGACGAGAUGUCAGACCCCCCGGCUUCAGGGAGCGCCCCAGAUCCCCCAUCCAGCUUCCUGUCAAACAGGAGGUCGCAGCAACAUUAGAUGCGGUAAAGAGGCGCACACUACCUGCCUGGAUCCGAGAGGGCCUUGAGAAGAUGGACAGGGAGAAGCAGAAGAAGAUCGAGCGAGAACAGAUGGAGAAGGAGCGCGCUAAAAUGACAAAAGACGACGCCAAAGAGCGCGAGGUCGAGGAAGGAGGCGACGGGCCACGAGUGCCCCGCAAGAGCAAAUUUGACAGCGACGAUGAGGGGAAUUAUAACAAUGACGAUGAAGAAAAGCCCCUCCAUCAAAAAGAAUCUGGUCGAAGCCCGUCACCUGCUGCAGAGGACAGCGAACCUGAAAUGACGGAGGAGGAAAAGGAGUUCCAGCUGAUGUUUAUCACAAAAACCCUUCUGACAGAGAUCCUUCUCGAGGUCACCAACGAGGAGAUCCAGCAUGUGGCCAGAGAGACGCACCGCAAAGCCACUCGAGCUCCUGCAAAACAGCUGGCACAGUCAAGUGCAUUGGCUUCUCUGACUGGUCUCAGUGGGCUCGGUGACUACGGUUCAGACGAGAGCGAGGAUGAGGAUGAGCGCAGCGUUCGAGGGUCCGAAUCCUCCGACACAGAUGACGAAGAGCUGCGCCACCGCAUCCGAGAGAAGCAGGACGCCUUCCGCCGCAAGGAGCGGGAGGUGCAGCAGCUGCAGGACAAACAGGCGCAGGACGCUCUGCUUGCACGGGAAGAGAUGGUGAAGGAGAGAUUGAGCAGAGAAAAGGGGGAAUAUGAUGAGGGCCAGCCAGAGAAUACGCACAAACAGGAAAUGAAAGAGACAAAGGCGGAGCCCUUGGUAGAAAGGCGUAGGUCCCGUAGUGAGAAGGAGGGUAGCGAGAGCAAGCCCCCGGGCAGAGGGACGGAGCGGUCAGGGCGAGGCGGCAGCAGUUCACCGGCCAACGGUCACAGCAGCAGCUCCCGCUCCACCUCCAGCCACAGCAGCCGCCACUCUUCCUCCUCCUCGUCUUAUUCCUCCUCGGCAUCCUCCCGUAGUUCAUCACGAUCCUCCUCCCCGCGCAGGAAGAGGAGGCGCAGCCGCUCAUCCUCCCACAAGGCUCGCAGGCGUAGCCGCAGCUCCCACCGGCAUCGCAGCGUGAAGGCCAGGGAGAGGAGGAGGAGCAGCGCAGAGAGAUCAGGCCGACACAAGAAAGAUCACAGCGAGUCCAGGGAGCGCAAGAGCCGCAGGAGUAGAUCCAGAUCCAGAGAGCGGGACAGGGCCAGAGCCAGGGCCAGAGACAGCCGCAGCAGAGAGAGGGAGAAGGAAAGGGAGAAGGAGAGGAAAAGGAGUCGGGAUGGCAGAGAUAGCAGCCGUAGCAGCAAACACAAGCAGAAGGCCUCCAGCAAAGACAGGGAGAGAAAGAGGGAAAGGAGUCAUAGCCCCGAGAAGGACAAGAAAAAAAAGGAGAAGGAGUCAGACAAAAAGAAAGAAAAGCCUAAGGCCAAGGAGAAGGAGAAGGAGAAAGGAAGCUCUGCAGUUACAGAGGAGAAUGGCAAAUCUAAGAAAAGGAAGGAGAGCGACUCGUGCACGGACUCUCAGAGUGAAAAGCACUCCCGGCAGGAGAGCAAAUCCAGCAAGAAGGGCUCCGUUAAAGCUAGCAAGAAACGCUCAGACUCCGACUCAAGUAGGUCCCUCACCCCUGAAGUUAGCAAGGAAAAGAAAUCUAAAAAAUCUAAACGUAGUCGCUCAAGGUCGACGGAAAAGUCUCACAAGUCUGGUAAGAAGGCAAGCCGCAAACACAAGUCUAAGUCGCGAUCAAGGUCAACUUCCCCCUCCCGUCGUAGCAGACGUUGAGGAGCACGGUUAACCCUCCUGAUCUGUGCACUUUACCAUUUUAAAUUCCAUGAGUUGAACAGGCUUGUCUCAUUAUAGAGGCAAUUGUGUAGGUGAACCCCCCCUCUCAUACACACGUCUUUCAUCUUUGUAAAUAUGUUGUUAUUUUUUAAAAGUGACUGAAGAACAACUUCAAACUUUUUGAAUGGUAGGAGUUUUCACUUGUAUCAUUAUGCAAAGCUUAAGCUCUGUGGACACUAAAAAGCUAAAGUUGUAUCAUUUUAAAAACCGUAACAGGAUUAACUUUUUUUUCCUCAAAACAUUAUUGUAAUAUGUCCAAUAAAACUGUGUGUUCCUUG
This is a messenger RNA of Gymnodraco acuticeps, 2935 nucleotides long. It is a transcript of the gene pnisr, whose product is annotated as PNN-interacting serine/arginine-rich protein. Gene Ontology annotation, molecular function: RNA binding. The record is from RefSeq and is a predicted model, not a curated record. Gene Ontology annotation, cellular component: nuclear speck; presynaptic active zone. Lineage: Eukaryota; Metazoa; Chordata; Actinopteri; Perciformes; Bathydraconidae.